AUGGGCCUCCCCACCGCCGGCCAAACCCUCCUCACCCUCGUCUCGCUGACGACCAGCUUCGGCUGCUACCUCGCCGACUGGAACGACACGCACAUCUACCACCCGCUGUGGCUACCGCACGCCAAAUUCCACAACGGGCAGACCAUGUCUAUGGGCCUGCUGCUCGGCUUCGCGACGCUGUGGUACACGUUCGUGCCGGGCGCGCUGCCCGCGUCGCUGGCGCAGAGCAAGGAGAAAAAGGCCAUCGUCGAGGUGCGCCAGGGCAAGCAGCUCGAGCGCCUGCGCACCGCCGUCCUGCUCGGCGCCCUGUACUGGGUCACGCAGGCCAGCGCGUACUUCUACCCGGGCGUCGCGGCGUUCGAUCACGUGCCCGGCAGGGAGCACGAGGUGCAUGAUCCGUUGUUGCAGGCGAAGUUGGAGGCGGCGAUGUUUGUCAUGUUGGGUGGUGCGUGGUGGUUGGAGAAGAGGAGGAUUUUGAGCCAGGCGUAG
Lasiodiplodia theobromae is the source of this 489-nucleotide messenger RNA. RefSeq names its product Alpha beta-hydrolase. The transcript has a single exon. The record is from RefSeq and is a predicted model, not a curated record. NCBI's taxonomy places the organism in Eukaryota, Fungi, Ascomycota, Dothideomycetes, Botryosphaeriales, Botryosphaeriaceae. Bases 1 to 489 code for a protein of 162 amino acids.